AUGGAAGACAUGAAAGAAUCGGACUCAGCCACACCCAUUGUUCUCGAAAAGGCCGCAGGCAAACUUAUCAUCAGAACCAACGAUAAUGCGCUAAAAAAGGACUUUGAUCUAUCCGCCGUCAAACAGUUUCAUUGUUUUCCAUCUGAUCCCCAAUACGGUGUUCUCGAGAUUUGUUACGACGAUGGGCCAGCUCGUCUUGAGGUUCUUCGUGCCCCCAACAGGGAGGUGAUAGAACAAGUGCACAACUUCAUUUUCAUGAAAGAUUUUGCCUAUCCACCCCCACCCGUUUUGUCAAAGGUGGAAACCCCCUCUUUGCCUGACUCCUAUGAACGUCCAGAAUCAGGUCAACAUUUCACAAAUGGCGUUUCAACCCUUGAGUUUCAUACUGAAGAGGGCUACGAAGAAGUUGCUCUAAAGCUAGUCGAUGAGACUCUUAAUCAGUCUGUGAGUCCUGUACUCAUUCCUGAGGGUGAUCAAGUGAAAAGAACAAGAUCUACCUCCUCAACGUCGUCUGUGUCCUCGGAUAGCCAACGGGGUGAGGAAAACAACGACGAAGUUUCGACCGAGCAAAGUGACAGGGAACCAGCAGUUGAGCCACAAGUUACCAAGGAGCCUGAAACCAAGCAUUUUACCCGACCGUCAAGUGAGCGUCGUUUCGGCAAGCUAAGACUGCUCUCAGAUCUGAUUGAGGAGGAAUGCCUUUGUCAGAAGCACAACCAUGACGAUGGUCGACUUUAUAUCGUUUCAAAGAAGCCCAGUGAUGCAUCGAAAAUCCGGCCUCUAUACAAUGGGGUUACAAUUUUGGAAGGUCACAGCUAUCCGAAGAAGUAUGUCUACAAUAUUUAUCAUUAG
Messenger RNA from Mesocestoides corti, 852 nucleotides. The record is from the annotation of a GenBank genome assembly. NCBI's taxonomy places the organism in Eukaryota, Metazoa, Platyhelminthes, Cestoda, Cyclophyllidea, Mesocestoididae.